GCCGGGAGGGGGGAGCGGCACCUUCGCGCUACUGCUGGCCAUGGAUUGGGGCAGCCGCCCGAGUUGCAGUCGCCCUCGUCGCCGCCUCGCUCUUUGAAGCCCGGACGAGCUCCCGUCGCCUCGACACUCCCCCCACCUUCGCUCGCUUGCCAUGGGCACGGCUCAACAGCCCAGGGCGCCCCGCGGGAGCGGGUAGGCAGGAGGCGAGCGCCGGAAGAAGUCUGCAGGCGCGCCCUGGAGGCAUCGAGCCCCGCACUGGCGGCUGCCGCGCCACCUGGGCUAGUCUGAGGCGAAGAGCCGAGCCGGGUGAAGCUGCCAGUCCCGGAGCCCGUCCCGUCUCUUGCGCCUCCGUCGCGAUCGCGGAUGGACCUUGCGAGGGAGGCUGCUCUGCUCCGUCGCGGAAGCGGCUGGCCGGGCCGAAAGAACCCUUUCCCUCGUUUGCCCGUUGCUGAUUUGGAGGAUAAGGCUAGGAUUUGGGCUUCGGACUCCCUCGCUCCUUGGAUUACUUGGCUGCAACGCUAGACUCUGCUCCUCUCACCACCCCCAGCUUCGGCUCUUUCUCUCCUUGCCCGCCCCGACAACAAUGGAGAAGAAGUCCAUGGGAAUCUUAGUCCAAGGUGGAGCUCUGUGGAGCGAGGCCAUGACUUCCAAGUGCCUCUUCUUGAGUCUGGCCAUCUUCUCUUCGCUUAUCCAAGUUGUGAUAGAAGCCAGCUCUUGGUGGUCUCUGGGUAUGAACCACAUGAAUCCGAUGAACCCUGUUCAGAUGCCAGAGGUGUACAUAAUUGGAGCCCAGCCACUUUGCAGCCAACUGGCAGGGCUCUCUCAAGGACAAAAGAAACUGUGCCACUUGUACCAGGACCACAUGCAAUACAUUGGAGAGGGCGCAAAGACGGGGAUUAAGGAAUGCCAGUAUCAGUUCCGCCACCGAAGAUGGAAUUGUAGCACUGUGGAUAAUAACUCUGUGUUUGGCAGAGUCAUGCAGAUAGGCAGCCGGGAGACGGCCUUCACGUAUGCCGUCAGUGCUGCAGGAGUGGUCAAUGCCAUGAGCCGGGCCUGCCGGGAGGGGGAUCUCUCUUCCUGUGGCUGCAGCAGAGCGGCCAGGCCCAAAGAUUUGCCCCGGGACUGGCUAUGGGGUGGCUGCGGAGACAACAUCGACUAUGGCUACCGCUUUGCAAAGGAGUUUGUGGAUGCCCGUGAACGAGAGAGAAUCUAUCAGAAAGGAUCUUAUGAAAGCGCGAGGAUCUUGAUGAACCUGCAUAACAAUGAGGCAGGGAGAAGAACAGUGUACAGCUUGGCAGAUGUGUCCUGCAAAUGCCACGGUGUGUCUGGAUCAUGCAGCUUGAAGACCUGCUGGCUGCAGCUGGCCGACUUCCGCAAGGUUGGUGAUGCACUGAAGGAGAAAUAUGACAGUGCAGCAGCUAUGAAGCUCAACCCUCGGGGCAAGCUGGUGCAAGUGAACAGCCGCUUUAAUACACCAACCAUCCAUGACCUGGUGUACAUUGACCCCAGCCCUGAUUACUGUGUGCGCAAUGAGAGCACUGGCUCCUUAGGUACCCAGGGGCGGCUCUGCAACAAGACUUCAGAGGGCAUGGAUGGCUGCGAACUCAUGUGCUGUGGCCGGGGCUACGACCAGUUCAAGACGGUACAGACAGAGCGCUGCCACUGCAAGUUCCAUUGGUGCUGCUACGUGAAAUGCAAGAAGUGCACACAGAUUGUGGACCAAUUUGUCUGCAAAUAGAUGGGAAUGGGUGGGAAGAGCUGUUCCGGUCUACCAGCAGAGGGCGGGGGUUGCCCCAAGAGAGUCUCCACUCUUAUUUAUAGAGUCCAGCGGGUGCUUUCCUUGUUUAUAGAUUUUAAAAAAUCUUUUGCAAUGAAAAGUGAUGGGAAACCUUGCUGAAUCCACCUCAGACUGUGCAUAGUUUUUUUCCCCAAUAAUGUGGAAGAACCCGAGAGAAUAUUUAUUUUAUACAGUUGGAAUUAAGACUUAACAGGAAAAAAAAGAUAGAGUAGUUCAAAGGGAAAUUCAACCUAUCCCCAUAUAGUCUCGUGGGACAUAGUACAUGUGCAGUAGAUGAGGUAUCCGUGUUACAUGCUUUGGAUCAGAGCAUGGCCUGUAUGGACUUGGUGGCAUACAUAUCUAUACAAGAGAUUUCUUCUAAGCUUUAGUGACCAAAAAAGAAUCAAAACAGUCAGAUGCAAUGUUGAUUGGUAUAUCUAUAACCCCUAGCAUGAAUCUUCCUCAAUAUCAGUCGCAUGGCAACUUGAAGGUAUGGAUGGACGUCUAAGUUUCAAAAAGCCACAGUUGUGCGGCUAGGAAACAUGUAAAGGCCUUGAAUUUAACAUGGUGUUUCCCCCUUUACGCUUGGGAUUUCUGUGCAAAUGCAUUGUGGGGAUGUUGGCACUCUGUAGCAGCCGGUGUGGUAGGGCAGAGCCAUGGAGCUUUCCCCCCGACACCAGCCUUUCUACAGCUUACCUGGAUGGUACCAGGCCAGGGUUAGGGAUGGGACAGAAUUUAGAUUCACUCUGCAUUUCAAGUUGAAUCUACUAACUUCACCCUUUCUGAAACAAGAUGAGAACCGAAACAAGCCACCCUUCGAAAGUUGCACUUCUUCAAAUUUGGCAAUGCAGGUCGCCAACCAAACAAUGUUUAUAAAAAUGCAUAUAUUUGGGGAAAGUGUGCAUGAAAAGGAAUAUAUGAGUGAAAAUGACCUGCAAAAAUACAUUAUCUGAUGAGAAACGGCUUGCAAAAAUGUGUAUAUUAGUCAAAAUUGCCUACAAAAAUGUUUUAUUAGAGAAAUUCACACUAAAAUGCUGGAUAAUUUUCAUAAGGAUUUUUUUUUUAAAGAUCACAUGUUGCUGCAGAAAUAUGAACUGCAGUUGAGACUGGAAAAGUGAAAAGUGGAAAGACCUGAAAUUGACAGACCUUUCCAUCCCUAUCCAAGGAGGUGGUGAGUUCGAGGCUGUGCAAAUACUCCUGCACUGUCUAGGUAAACUGUAGUGAUGUCAGUGUUCUGUCCCACUACACUGGCCACUAUUGAUGCCAAUAAAGGUACCGCACACGAAAGAUUUUAGAAUGGGAAGGUGCUGCAGUUCUCGUCAGCACCAUUCCCAUAAUGCACUUUCUCAUGAGUCUCCAGUAGUAAAAAGAAAAAGGGUAUUAUCUGAAUGGGCUAAGAGCAUUUCUUGCUUCAAAUGUCUAGCAUAACCAAGAGAAAGAAAAUCUGACUGACGGCACAGCGUAGAUCAAAGAAAAAUUUGGAACAUUGCCUCUUCAAGCAAAAGAUGCAUGUCUCACAUUUAGAAAGCCUUACUGUCUUAUUUUAUAAGAAUAUCAAAGAGUUAUCUGUGGAAUUUCCUAAUCUGUGUGUGUGCUAUUUUGACUGUGCUGAACUGCAGCUGUGUUGUAUGUGCAGUGAAGUUCUUUUUUUUUUUUUUAAGAAGAAUUAAUUUCAAAACUAAUCCUUUAUUUUUAAAUUGUUGUGGGCAGUUGGGUCCCUUUUUUUAAAAAAAAGAAGUUGACUGAUAGCAUUGUGGAAUUUGGAAAAAUGCUGAGCUGAUGAUACAACAGUAUGAUUGUUUUGUAAGUGGCUAUGAUGGUUCGAAGUGCAGUGUGGCAGCAAUGCCCACUUGAUCAUCUGUGUUUCCUUUUCAUUUUAAUGCACAAUGCUUUAGAAGUAUAUUACAGCUAUGCACAAACUGCUCAGACUGUACUUGAGCAAUUAUAUAUGGGAAAACUAUGGUCUGCUGGUGUCUGGUAUCUCAUACCCUUUUUAAAUACAUGUAUGUUAUCAGUACAACAAAUAACAAACCAAUGAUUUCUUUCUCUCAUUUUUUUUAAAAAACAGUAACACACAACAAUAUAAAAGGCUUUCAAAUUACCAGGAGUUUCUUUGUUUAGACGGAACAUGUUGUUAUCCCCUCCACCACCUUAAAACAAUACACACUAACAAAGGGUUUAUUAUUAUUAUUAUUAUUUUAAGCUGGUUUUUAGCCACUUUUUGCAGGGCUUUAUAACACAUGGGUAUCGAAGGGUAAGUCAAUCGCAAAUUAAGAAAUCCUUUUUUUUUUCUUACAGUGAGUGUAGUAUCUUUCAGCUCAAUUCAGUGAAGACUUCUUCUGAAUACUCUCUACUGCUGGUUGUGGUUUUGGGCUUAUAGGUACAGAUAGCUUAAUACGUGAGUUUACAAUGGUUUAGAACAGCCUCCCCCAGUCUAGUGCCCUCCAGAUGUUUUGGACUGGAACUCCCUUCAGUUGCACUCAGCACAGCCAAUUGUCAGGGACGAUGGCAGCUGAAGUUCAAAAGCAGACAGACUAUCACCAGCAUGUAACUCUGAUGCUGAAAAGCUUGCACUGGGUGCCCCUAAUUCUACUGGGCCAAUUUCAAGGUUCUUGUAUUAAUUUACAAGGCCCUUAACAACUUGGGGCCAGGGUACCUCAGAGACUGGCUGAUUCCUUAUAUCCUGCAAGGUUUCUGGGGAAUUCACUGUUAGCGGUCCUCAGUGGCUCAGAUACAUGGCUGUUGAACUUCUGAAGUUCGCUGAAGGCUUUUUAAAAUUUCAGCAGGCAUUUGAGUUUUUAUGUUGCAGCUAACUGUAUUUGAUUUUAUGAUCCAUACUGUAUCCCUUUUGUACAGCACUUAGAAACUAUUGUAUUAAGUGGCAUAUAAAUCAUUUAACUGAAUAAAUCUGGAGAGCACCAGGUUGGAGAAAGCUGGCUUAGAAUCAUUCUCUUCCUGCAAGGGCAUUAUUGGUAAUAAUGGAAAUAAGAUACAGAAAAACUUCUUACUCAAAUGGCCUAUGUAAAAAUAAAAGAGAAACUCUUUCCUUUGCCACAAAAAUUCAGUGCCUUCUUUUCGUUUCUUGCAAGACCUCCUCCCAAAUUCAUCCUGCCCAAUAAAUAUAACCAGAUUGGAAUGAAUUCCAGGUUUCCACCUUAGCAUUACCAUAUUAGAAGCUUUGAUUUUUCAAAAGUCUCUGAGCUCUCUCAUUAGCGCCAUCAUGAUUAUCAGCUUUCCAGAUGAUGAUUGCUCUUAAUUUAUUGUGCAAGAGUAUAUUUUCUUCCUUGGUUCCUGGUGUUUGCAAACCAAUGUCAACUUAAAAACAAAAACAAAAUAAAGCACUAGUUCACUGAAUAUGUCACUUUUGGUUUUUAUUAUACAAAAACCACAAUCCUUUUUGAAAAUAUGUUGAAUUACUUAUUCUUUAUAGCGACUCCAGUCUGUGAGCAGACAGGAGUCUAAUGAUCCUAGCUAUUAAAAUGCUAUUUAAUGUAAAAUAUUUCACUUGUGUUCUUCAGAUAUUAUGUAAAUCUAUUAUGUCCUCUUCUUUGUUCUGUACAUUUAAUGUACAUAUUUUCAUCUCGUGUGAUUUGUAUAUUUC
Molecule: messenger RNA, 5378 nt
Organism: Rhineura floridana
Lineage: Eukaryota; Metazoa; Chordata; Lepidosauria; Squamata; Rhineuridae
Gene: WNT5A
Product: Wnt family member 5A
Exons: 5
Coding region: 584-1738 (384 amino acids)
Biological process (GO): cell fate commitment; multicellular organism development; canonical Wnt signaling pathway
Cellular component (GO): extracellular region
Molecular function (GO): cytokine activity; frizzled binding
Source: RefSeq, a predicted model, not a curated record